Messenger RNA from Xenopus laevis (African clawed frog), 1884 nucleotides. It is a transcript of the gene wdr18.S, whose product is annotated as WD repeat domain 18 S homeolog. Lineage: Eukaryota; Metazoa; Chordata; Amphibia; Anura; Pipidae. Gene Ontology annotation, cellular component: nucleoplasm; nuclear pre-replicative complex; dynein axonemal particle. The record is from RefSeq and is marked provisional. Gene Ontology annotation, biological process: DNA-templated DNA replication; rRNA processing.
CUAAAGAUGGCGGCGCCCUUAGAGCUAGUGCUUAGCGCUGAUGCUACUGGGCAAGUAGCGAACUGCACGGUUUGGGAGCCGGUAACCGGUUCUGUGCUUCUGACUUAUAGAGGGGGUAACACUUCGCACCGGGGAUUGGCGGUACUCGGUGGUCAGUACUUGCUGGGCGGACAGCUUGGAAAGAACUACAUCAAUGUGUGGGAGCUUCAGAGAAGGGACCAGUUGCAGCAGAAGAUUGUAUGCCCAGGACCUGUGAACUGCUUGGCUGCUUCUCCAAAUGGACUUUACCUAGUGGCUGGCAUUGCAGAAAGUAUUUACCUUUGGGAGGUCUGCACUGGACACCUCCUUGCUAUACUAAACAAUCACUACCAGGAUGUAACCUGCUUGACUUUCACAGAUGACGGCAGUCAUAUUGUAUCUGGAGCCAAGGACAGUUUGGUUCUGGUGUGGAGCCUUUACAGUGCUUUGCAGGUAGAGACUUCCCGAGGGCCUGAACCUCGUUAUGUAUGGUCCCGUCACAGCUUACCUAUCACAGAUUUGCAAUGUGGUAUUGGAGGUCCACAGUCUCGAGUAGUCACAUCUUCUCUAGAUCAGACAGUCAAGCUGUGGGAGAUUUGCUCAGGUGACCUCCUGGUCUCUGUGCUCUUUGAUGUUCGGAUUAUGUCGGUGGCAUUUGAUCCAGCUGAAUAUCAUCUUUUCUGUGGCGGCAGUGAUGGCGUUAUAUACCAAGUAGACCUCUACACUACGCCAGAGCAGAGAGAACGACAAUUCCAUCCUGAGCAGGAGAUGGUGUUAAAAGGACACAGGAACCAGGUUACAUGCUUAUCAGUGUCUCUGGAUGGGAGCAUGCUGAUCUCUGGCUCUCAUGAUGAAACUGUCUGUGUUUGGGACAUUCAAAGCAAGCAGUGUCUACGUACUGUCCCCCAUAAAGGUCCUGUGACAAAUGUAUUUAUAAUAGCUGCUCCAAGUAACAUGUUGCGAUCAGAAAGUAAGCCGAGCUUCCCUCUACCACACUUCAGCAAACACCUGCAGGGGGCUGAGGGCUGUGACGGUCCGGAGAGUGGAGGGGUGAUCCUGCGACUUGGGAAGCAGCAGGGAUCUGAGGAGAACACAUACCUGCAGAGAGCAGAGCAGUUACAGUCCCUCCUUGGUGAAAGUGAGGGCAAGAAUCUUUCAGGACUAGUUGAACAGCUUCGCUCUAGAACCUCAGAGCUGGAAGAGGAACUUAAUGUGGUACGAAAAAUCAACAAGGAUCUCUUUGACUUCUCAGCCAGGAUUAUCACCAAACAAUAAUAUGCUUGUUCACACAUAUAUUUGAAUCUUAUAUAGUAAGCAUUUGGAACAUAUAAAAUGACAGACUGAAAUGCACAAACGAAUUUUAAUAUUCUGUGCCAAUUUUGGAUCAACAUACAAGUUUUGCUUAACACUUUCUGUGCUAUGUACCUGUUAUGACCGCAAAAGAUUGACUCAUUAAUUAUUAUUUCACGCAAAUGUAUCAAACCGAGCUGAAGUUCAUCUUCCGAAUAAUCAGCCUUAGGCAUUAAAUGGUAUUUACUGAUGACACGGAUACUUCCCCAGUCAUGUCUUUUUUUUUUCCAUUACCAUUUCCAUUGUUUAGGGUAGUGACACACAGCAUAUUUUGGUAUGGUAAUUAUUCUGACCCUGCCAGUGUCAUUAGGGGUCAGGUGAUAAUAGUUUGGACAGUGGAGAUUUUAUUGUCUCUUGUUAAGCCGUGAAAGCUCUGUGAUAUAAUUUAAAAUAAGUAAUGGCUAAACUAUAUGUGCACAUGGGUGAACUGUUCUGACACGGCAGCAUAAAGUACUACGUUUUGUAUUUAGUACUUUUUUUUUUAUUGUGUAAUAAAAUCUUUUUAUACAUUUUUAA